This is a messenger RNA of Acaromyces ingoldii, 1112 nucleotides long. Its product is annotated as putative exported lipase/esterase. The record is from RefSeq and is a predicted model, not a curated record. Gene Ontology annotation, molecular function: hydrolase activity. Bases 74 to 1003 code for a protein of 309 amino acids. The transcript is spliced from 5 exons. Lineage: Eukaryota; Fungi; Basidiomycota; Exobasidiomycetes; Exobasidiales; Cryptobasidiaceae.
CUGCCCCCCUCUCAUCGCCCACACGACGAUCUCCUCCUUGUUCAUCAAGACAACGCUCUGAUUGACGAUCGCCAUGGCUCCAGUUCUCGAACCUGCCGCUCAGGACUUUGCAAACGCAACCUCGACUCCCCCCUUUCUCUACCAGAAGCCGCCCGAAGAGGGCCGGAAGAUCUUCAACGAUGUCCAAAAGGAGUCAAUCGCAUACAGCGACGGCAUCACGACGUCGUGGAUCGACUUCAAGGACCACCGCGUGAAGCUGAUCAAGCCGACGGCGUCGGCACAGAAGAAGCUGCCGGUGCUCUUCUACAUCCACGGAGGCGGCUGGGUGUUUGGCAGCCCCGAUGCCUUUGGCCGCCUCCUGGGUGAGCUGGCCAAGCGCGCCGACGCGGCUGUCUUUGCCAUCGACUACACGCUGUCGCCUGAGGCCAAGUACCCCACAGCACUCGACCAGGCGUGGGCGACUCUCGAGUUCAUCGAGCAGAAUGCAGACAAGUACAAUGUUGACGGCAAGAAGAUCGCCAUCGCCGGAGACUCGGUCGGAGGCAACAUGACUGCCAUCACUUCGCUGAGGGCACAGAAGAGUCGCCUCCUCGGCCAGAUUCUCUUCUACCCGGUCUGCGACUUCUCCUUUGACUCCGAGUCCUACAAGGACUUUGCCAGUGGCUACUUUUUGGCCCGCGAUGGCAUGAAAUGGUUCUUUGAGCAGUACACAAAGGGCACCGAUGCCAGCCCAGAAGACCCUCGCAUUUCUGUGCUGCGCACGCCGCGCGAUGCACUGUCCAAGGCACCGCCAGCGCUGGUCAUCACGGGCGAAGCAGAUGUCCUUCGCGACCACGGCGAGCAGUACGCCGAAAAGCUGAGGGAAGCAGGAAUUGAUGUGACGAGCGUUCGUUUUGGUGGCAUCAUCCAUGACUUCCUCCUACUUGAUCCUCUCAAGGACACCGGGGCGGCCAAGGCGGGACGCACCCUUGCCGUCGAGCAGCUCAAGGAGUGGUACAAGUGAUCGAUGCCCAAAUCACCGUGCUUUCGAGAGGGGAACCGAGUGGCGUCUUCUCGAUCGAUUGAGUUUCCUGUUUCCAUCAAAGUGACUCUCGCAUUCGUAUGCAUCGCUG